Molecule: messenger RNA, 1704 nt
Organism: Dracunculus medinensis (Guinea worm)
Lineage: Eukaryota; Metazoa; Nematoda; Chromadorea; Rhabditida; Dracunculidae
Source: the annotation of a GenBank genome assembly
AUGAUCGUCGAUGACCCGGCAUCGAAUUCGAAUAACGCCAGUGCCACCAUCAAUCACAUUUCUUUGGAUUGGAAUGUCGAUUUCGGGCGUAAAUGUAUUUUUGGUGUUGUUGAGUUGUUUGUACGAAUAUUAAACGACACUGCAAAUAUCAUUCUGGAUGGACGUUCGCUAACAAUCAAAGCGAUUAGGAUUGUUGAUAUGGAAAAAGUAACAUGGACGAAAUUUGAUGAAAAUGUACUAGGUGAACGUUAUGUUAUUGAAUUUGAUAAGCGAAAAUCUGGUGAUGAAUUCGUUUUGACUGUUGAAUACAAUACGGGUGAAGCUGAGAAAUGUACUGCAUUGCAGUUUUUAAAUGCCGAGCAGACAACCGAUAAACUUGGACCUUAUUUAUUUAGUCAAUGUCAAGAGAUAAAUUGUCGUUCACUGUUACCUUGUAUGGACACUCCAUUAGUAAAGCAGUCAUAUGAAGCAAAAGUAACCGUACCAAGUGGAUUUACUUGUUUGAUGAGUGCUAUGGAAUGGCAGCGCGAAGAAAAAGAGGAUUUUUCAACAUUCUAUUUCAAACAGUUCAUUCCGAUCCCAUCUUAUUUAUUUGCAAUUGUUGUUGGAAUACUCGAAAAACGAUCAGUUAGCGAUCGUUGUGCGAUAUGGGCUGAACCAUCGGUCGUUGACAAAGCGUUUUUUGAAUUCUCAGAAGUUGAAGAUAUAUUAUGCACUACAGAAAGUAUUAUUGGACCAUAUGUUUGGGAAAGAUAUGAUUUAGUGGUAUUGCCUUCAUCUUUUCCAUUUGGUGGAAUGGAAAAUCCGAAUCUGACGUUUGUAACUCCAACGUUAUUAGCUGGCGAUAGAUCUCUUGUGCGUGUUAUCGUCCAUGAAAUAGCUCAUAGUUGGACGGGUAAUUUGGUAACUAAUGCGAAUUGGGAGCAUUUUUGGUUAAAUGAAGGCUUCACUGUAUUUUUGGAACGAAAAGUUCUUGGGCGACUUUAUGGUGAAGAUAUCAGGCAUUUCGAAGCCGAAAUGGGAUGGAAUGCUCUUGAGUUGGAUAUUAAAGAAAGGUUCUCAGAAAGUGAUCCUUUCACCAAACUGGUUCAGCAGCAUGGCAAAAUCGAUCCGUUCGAUGCUUUUAAUAUUAUACCGUAUGAGAAGGGAUCUGCUUUCUUGAUGUAUCUUGAGCAAAUACUCACCAACAAUGAUCCUUUGACCUUCGAGAAUUGUCUGCGAGAUUAUAUCGAGAAAUAUCGAUAUAACUUCAAUGGUCGUCUUAUAAAAGUUGUUGAUUUACUUGCAAAGAAAUUUUUGACGACCAGUGAAUCAGACAUUCAUAUGAUCAAAUUGGAUGAAUUUAAUUCGUUCACAAGCAGUCAAAAAGUCAAAUUUCUCAGAAUUAUAUAUUCGUAUGAAAUACCGCUGUCUUUGGAAAAAAUCGAAAAACUUGAUAGCUUAUUUGGCUUAUCAUUAAAUGAAAAUUGCGAAAUAUUUUACUGGUGGAUACUAAUUAGUAUAAAGGCUCGAUGGAAAACAAUUAUACCAUUAGCGCUCUCCUUCGUUUCACGCCAAGGACGCUUAAAAUAUAUUCAACCUAUAUAUAGCGAUUUAUUCAAAUGGGAUGAAAGUGCCUCUGAAGCAAUCUCAACAUUUCAAAAGAAUAUUCCCUUUAUGCAUCCGAUGUCGGUGGCGAAGAUCAAAAAAAUUCUCAAAUUGUGA